CAAAACUCAGUCAAGUCUCUCCCUCUCACUAAACUCUGAAGUAUAGCUUAUACAAGCACAUCUCUCUCUCUCUCUCUCUCUCUCACUAGUUGUACCAGUUGCUGCGUCACUCUAGGUGGGGAUGAUCGGUGGCGAAGGAGAUCAAGGGCCGCCGUCUGUGGCGGGAAACGGCGGCGAGUUUCUCCUCCAGUUGCUUCAGGGGCCGCCUGGGCAGACCACGACUCCCCCGUCACCCGCCGCCGCCACCGCCGCCAGAGCUUCAGCGGCUGCUCCGGUGUCACAGCCGUCGCAAAUCUUAUCUCAUGACCCUGCGGUUGCGGCGGUAGGUCCCACCUUCUCUUUUCCGACCUAUCCAUUCAACGGUUACGAUCUUCCGUACCCUCAGCAUCCUCCUCCUUGGAUUCCGUUUGCUCCUCAGAACAUCUUCUUCCCGGGUUUUCCCCAAAACCCUAACCCUAACCCUUGCCAUAGUUGGUCUCCAUCAACAACACCCCAGUCUGGGUUCACUCACAAUUACCAACACAAUCUCCAUUUCAAUAGCCAACUAGGGUUUUUGGGGUCAAGUCCUAGACCAGAGUCAGUUCAUCAGCAUGGGAGAAAUCUCAUGUUUGGGUCGUUGCCUUGUGAAAUACAAACCAAUGGGGCUCUCCCAACCGGCAACUCGCUCAACACUCAAGCUUCAAUUGCUAAAAUCGACGGUUCAUUGUCAAAGGCGGGGGGCAUGGCUGAUGGUAGUAGGCAAUUGAAUGGUUUGGAAGGGAACUUUCAAAAUUCUCCCAAUUAUAGUCGAAGCCAGCAGCAGAAUUCGCGUGCCUUUCAGAAUCAAGAGCAAGAAGUGAGAAGUGGCGGCAGGGGGUGGGGGGGAAGGGGGAGGGGGAGGGGGAGGGGGAGGCAGCAACAGCAACAGCACCAAAGUGCGAAUUUCAAGUUGACCAGACCGCCUCCUGAAGUAAGGCGAUACCCGCCUGGUUUUUUGAGCACGCCUAGCAGUACUGGGAAUAGGAGUUUUGAGCGUAAUGUGGAUAAGGAAAAGAGGAAUUUUGUUGAACUGAGGGACACGCGGUUUGCUUCAAACAUUGAGGAUAAGAGAGACAGCAGGCUGUCUACUGAAAGUAGAAAAAAUUUUGGUGAUAUGAUGGCUGAAAGGAAAUUGAGCAGUCAGCUUGAUUGCCCUGGUCCACCUACAGGAAGUAAUCUUCCCUCAGUUUCUGCAUCUGAUGUUGAAGAGUCGAUGUCGGAGUUGAAUGAUGAAAUUGGUGAAAAUGGUGGAAAGACAAGGUAUAGGUUGCAGGCUGACGUGAGUAGGGUUAGUAGUACCGUUCGAAGCGAAUUCGAUGAUUCCCAUGAGGUGCUUAUAAAUGCUUUAGUACUGGAGGAUCAGCCAAAUAAGAAAAAAGACCAAAAGAGUUCUCGUUAUAAGGAACACAGAUUAGAUACCAGGGGACAGAGACUACUAGGUCAGAGGAUGAGGAUCUUUUACAGACAGAUUGAGUGCCGCAGGGAUAUAGACUGGCUAAAUGCUCCUUUCCUUGCUAUUUAUGAGUCCUUAAUACCACCUGAAGAAGAAAAGGCUAAGCAAAAGCAACUGUUGACUUUACUGGAGAAACUUGUUUGGACAGAAUGGCCUGAAGCUCGUCUCUAUAUUUAUGGAUCAUGUGCCAAUUCAUUUGGGGUUUCAAAAAGUGACAUUGAUAUUUGCUUGACAAUUGAGGAUCCAGAUGUCAACAAGUCAGAGGUUUUGUUGAAGUUGGCAGACAUAUUGGAAUCAGAUAAUCUUCAGAAUGUGCAGGCUCUGACACGUGCUCGGGUUCCAAUAGUGAAGCUUAAGGAUCCAGUCACUGGAAUUUCUUGUGACAUAUGCGUGAACAAUAUUUUGGCUGUUGUCAACACAAAGCUCUUGAGUGAUUAUGCACAAAUAGAUGAGAGACUGCGGCAAUUGGCUUUUAUUGUGAAACACUGGGCCAAAUCCAGAGGAGUUAAUGAAACUUAUCAUGGAACGCUGUCAAGCUAUGCGUAUGUCUUGAUGUGCAUUCAUCUAUUACAACAGCGUAAACCUGCUAUCCUUCCGUGCUUACAGGGAAUGGAGAGAACCUAUGCUGUUACUGUUGAAAAUAUUGAAUGUGCAUACUUUGAUCAAGUUGAAAAACUUUCUGGUUUUGGAUUACCAAACGGGGAAAGUAUUGCUCAACUGGUGUGGUCUUUCUUCAACUAUUGGGCUUAUUGCCAUGAUUACACAAAUGAUGUUAUAUCUAUUCGAACAGGAACUGUACUAAGCAAGCGGGCAAAAGACUGGACUAGGAGGGUUGGAUUUGAUCGUCAUCUAAUAUGCAUAGAGGAUCCAUUUGAGAUAACUCAUGAUCUUGGACGAGUGGUGGACAAGUAUAGCAUAAAAGUUGUGAGGGAGGAAUUCGAACGAGCAGCAGAAAUCAUGCAGAAUGAUCCUGAUCCUUGUGUAAGGCUCUUUGAGCCAUAUGUUCGUAGCUAAUUUUGCCUGUUGGGCGCGUUGUGGUUGUAUUUUCUAGUUCUCUGGAUACUUAGGGAGGCGAUGAUCCAGUUUGUAAAUUCCCUCUCCUCUUCUCUUUUAUCAAGAACAUUGAUACAUACAUGCGGACAUACAUAUAUAUAUAUAUAUAUAUGUUUGCAGUUUUGACUUAA
Diospyros lotus (date-plum) is the source of this 2655-nucleotide messenger RNA. Its product is annotated as UTP:RNA uridylyltransferase 1. The transcript is spliced from 6 exons. The record is from RefSeq and is a predicted model, not a curated record. Gene Ontology annotation, molecular function: RNA uridylyltransferase activity. The coding region runs from base 122 to 2485 and encodes 787 amino acids. NCBI's taxonomy places the organism in Eukaryota, Viridiplantae, Streptophyta, Magnoliopsida, Ericales, Ebenaceae.